AUGACUCCUCCACCAGAAGCAGGAGCCCCACCGCCAACUCAACAGCCGAUGACCGGCACGACACAACACGCUACAGAUCUAAAGAGGCGACUCGGAGUCGUCGAGCCGCCAAAGAGAUUCGGCGCGGACUACGUUAUCUGGCACUUUUUGCCACGAGACAACUGGAUACGUCUGUGGUGUAUACGCGUGGUGACGCACAGAUACUUCGACCGCUUCAUCAUAGCGGCCAUCAUUGCCAACUCGGUGAUACUCGGGUUAUCAGACUUUUCGGUGGUGGACAGCGACUUGAACCCCACCAGCUCGGGCAAAAAAUACGAGGACGGAGCGCUCGUCGACGCGUACUCGCUACAGAAUCACAUCGUCGAGGUGUCCGAGCUGCCCUUCACAAUCAUAUUCACGACCGAGUGCGUGCUAAAAAUCGUCGCCAUGGGGCUCCAGGGCCAUGGCUCCUACGAACAAGAUGCGUGGAAUAUCCUCGACUUUCUGGUGGUUGUUUCCAGUCUUGUUGCAUCUCUGCCAGGAAUGCCAAACGUGUCAGCCAUCCGAACGAUUCGAGUGCUCCGACCGCUGCGGUCGCUCUCAGUUAUCCCCGGAAUGAGGCGCCUCAUCGCCGCACUAUUGAAGGCCUUGCCAGCUCUCGGAAACGUUGUGAUUCUUCAGAUCUUCGUCUUCUUCAUUUUCGGGAUUCUCGGCAUCCAACUUUUUGGCGGCUCCAUGAAUCGUCGAUGUCGCGUGACGCCACUUCCAAUCAAACUACCCCUCGACGAUGCGAACGAAACGAUCUGGCCAGUCCCCCGCGACUACAUUGACCAGGCCAAGGCGAAUUUGGCGACUUAUCGAUGUAUCGACGGUCCAUUACUAGAUUACGAGAGCUCUACUGGCGACUACACGAAAGAGACUUCUCCUUGGAAUACCGCUCAGGAUUGCUUCUGGCCUGUUGACGAGGACGACGAAUUGCUGUGCGCUGCCGAAGGGCAGGCGGGAAACCAUGGAUGCAACAACGGAAUGACCUGUGGCUCUGACUACGACGCAUUUGGAAACCCCCGAUUCAAUCACCGCAAGGCGAUGGAUUACGCGUUGUAUCUCCCUAGCUUGGACUGGGGGCUCACGACGUUUGACAACAUCGGGCGAGCAUUCUUCACCAUUUUCCAGUCGAUUACACAAGAAGGUUGGACGAGCAUCAUGUACAUGGUGAUGGAUUCCUCGCAGCCGACCAUCGGGGCGGUCUUCUUCGUAGUUCUCAUCAUCUUCGCAUCGUUUUUCGUGAUGAACUUGACCCUGGCAGUCAUUUCAGAAGAGUUCAAUCUCGACCAGAAACCAGGGAAGACAGCAGCACAGAAGCGCGAGGAAGAGCGAAGAGCGAAGCUGGAGAGGGAAAACGCGGAGAAGCAGGCUCGGGAGCACUGGCUCAAUGCUGUUGUGUCGCACAAACUUUUUGCGGGCUUUAUUAUGGCUGUAAUUAUGGCGAACACGGCGGUUCUAGCGCUGGAUCACUACCCGAUGCCCACGAAAAUGGACGAAGACCUCGAAAUCGUUAAUUUUGCUCUCUCGUGUGUCUUUGUCGUGGAGAUGGUGAUGAAGCUGUUUGGCCUUGGGUUGCGCCAAUACUCGCGCGACAAGUUUAACCUCUUCGAUGCGUUCAUCGUGACCAUGGGGCUUCUUGAGACGAUAGCAUCGCCACCGUCAUUUAUGUCGAGCAACCCUCCUAAGAAAGGCGCAGUCUCAGCUUUGCGAUCAUUUCGGCUUUUCCGCGUUUUCAAGCUUGCACGAGAUUGGAAAUCCUUGCGCGAGUUGCUGGAGAUGAUUGCGCGAGCUGUCGCCAGUAUCACAAACUUCGGUGUGCUACUAUUCCUAUUUAUCUACAUUUACGCGUUGGUGGGCGUACAGUUUUUUGGCAACACCAUGCGCUUUGAUGACGAAGAGUACCCUACGCCGUUCACGCUUGAAGGGUUCUGGGAUGGCACAGUCCCGCGCAACAACUUCGACACUCUUUUAUGGGCUGCAGUCACUGUGUUCCAGAUUAUUACGGGCGAGAACUGGAAUAGCAUCAUGUACUACGCCAUUCUCGGCAACGGCAUGUUUUCCUGCGUCUACUUCAUAUCGCUGGUGAUUCUCGGGGACUUUGUUCUCAUGAAUCUGUUCUUGGCCUUGCUGCUCGACAAUUUCGGAGACAACGACGAGGAGCAAUCGCAGGAGAAGCAAGAAGAGACGAAGAAACUCGCCCAGAAAAUGUCCGUCCUGAAUAUGAGCAUGAAAGUGGCCCCCAUCACGUCCGAGAACGAGCGCACAAUGACCACAAGAGGAAGCUUUCUGAUGGUAUCGACAGCUUUUGCGAUGGGCGUUCGCAAGCAGUCGAUACUUGAAAUGGAAGAGGAAGGCGAAGAGGAGGACGUUCGUGUGGUCAACAUGGAGAAGUUCGCAGACGAGCUCACACCGAGUGUGCCUCUGGCUAAAACGGUUUACGUCGAGCCACCGGGGCGACUUGACUUGGCCAAGACAACCGUCAAACAAGGUAGCCUCCGGUCAAGGUCUUUACGCAACCUGAUGACCAGCGCGCGAAACAGCAUCAUCGCUAGCUCACGGGCGAGCAUUGUGUCUGCUAUGAUAGUGGGCACUGGAGCUCCACCACAAGCUGAACCAGCAGAGGAAACAAAUGAUGCAAAGCCUCUUGAGCCAGAGGCACCUGAACCUGUUAGCGCCGGAAGAUCGCUUUUCCUAUUUGCCAAGGAGUCCAAGAUUCGGCGACUGGCCUGCUACCUAUCGGGUCAUCCGUAUUUCGACUCGACAGUCUUUGGUCUCAUAGUUAUCUCGUCCAUCGCUCUGGCAGUCGACAAUCCUCUCGCUGACCCCUCAUCGGGCCUCGCCACGUUCCUGAAAGGACUGGAUAAAUCGCUCGCCAUCGUGUUCGCGAUUGAAAUGGUCAUCAAGAUUGUCGCCAUGGGCCUGAUCCUACACAAAGGGUCCUAUCUGCGCAAUAGCUGGAACAUCAUCGACGGCGUCAUUGUGAUUUCCUCAUUGAUCAUGCUGGUAGCCGAAUCGUCAGGGAAGGGCAAGAAUCUCAAGUCUCUUCGAUCGCUCAGAGGUUUGAGAACUUUCCGGCCACUGCGUAUGAUCAGUCGACGUCCUGGGCUCAAGCUGGUGGUGAACGCGUUGUUUGAGGCCAUUCCCGAGGUCAUCAACGUGCUCUUCGUCUGCAUGCUGUUUUUCCUCAUCUUCAGCAUCGUGGCAGUCAACUACCUCAAGGGCACCUUCAAUUCGUGCAGUGGGGACGUGUUCGGUGCGCUGUCUGACGCUCAAGUCGACUUUCUUGUGGCGCCUUUAACCUGGAGUGCUGCUUCUGACCUCCAGCGCAGUUGGUUCAAUGGCACAGUGUGUGAGACCUCCUUCCCAAACGCUUCUAGCUCCGACUUAACCUCGGAAUAUGUUUGCGAGUGCUGGGGCGCUGACUGGGGACCAGUCUUGCCCCAGAAUUUCAACAACGUGGGCUCAGCCAUGCUCACGUUCUUUGAGAUCUCAACUACAGAGGGCUGGGCGGACGUCAUGAUGGCGGCGAUCGACUCGAACGGCAUCGGCAUGCAGCCAAUCCGAGACAACAACAUGCUCUGGGCGCUGUUCUUCGUGCUCUUUAUCAUGGUAGGCAGCUUCUUAGUCGUGAACCUGUUCGUCGGCGUUAUCAUCGACAACUUCAACCGCAUGAAAGCCGCGCUGGGUGGCGACUUCAUGCUCACACCAGAGCAGAAGAAGUGGAUCGAGGCCCAGAAAGCGGCAUCGCGGGUGGGGCCCGUGCGCAUUCUCAAACCCCCGGGGCAGAUGUGGCGACGGUAUAUCUUCUUCCUCGUCAAGGCGCAGCGCUUCGAGUGGUUUAUCAUGAUCUGCAUCAUCGUCAACACCUUCCUGAUGGCUGCUCAGUUCUUCGGCGAGUCGACUCUACAAGAAUACGUUAUCAACGUUGUGAACGAGAUUUUCGCAGUUGUGUUCACGAUGGAGGCGGCGAUGAAGCUCAUCGCGUUUGGCUGGGAGUACUUUGAGGACCAGUGGAACCAGUUCGACUUCUUUGUCGUGCUCGGCACGCUCCUCAGUGUCGUGGUCGAGAUGUUUACCGGAGCGUCGGUGCGGUCGCUGGCCAUGCUCGUGCGCGUGUUCCGCGUCACGCGCAUCCUUCGCCUCGUCAAGGCCUCCAAAAGCAUCCGGCAGAUUCUGCUGACGCUGUACAUCGCCCUCCCUGGACUCAGCAACAUCACGUCUAUCUUGUUCCUCAUGCUCUUCAUCUACUCGACGAUGGGGGUGCAGAUCUUCGCCAAGGUCGCUCUGUCGGACAACAUCGACAGCCAUGCCAACUUCCAGGACUUCGGUAAGGGUUUCCUCUUCCUGCUGCGCGCUGCAACGGGUGAAGCUUGGAACAGUUGCAUGCACGACUUGGCCUCGAGCACUCCAGGCUGCGUCGACGAUCCCCCGUACGACGACACCAUGUGCGGCUUCAACAACUUCGACGGCUGCAAACCGCUGAAUGGCUGCGGGAAUCCGAUCGCCUACGCGUUCUUCUGCACAUUCACACUAUUGGUCACGUACGUCAUGCUCAACCUAACGAUCGCCGUUAUCCUUGAGGGUUUCUCGCUCUCGCAUGAAGACGACGAGCCUUUGUUCGAGCCGGAGCUGCUUGAGGAGUUCCAGACCAAGUGGGCCGACAUCGACCCCAAAGCGACGGGCUUCGUCAAGGUCGACAAGAUGCUACUGCUGGUGAACCUGCUCAAGCCGCCGCUAGGGAAGUUCGGGCUGCCCUUCCACAUGGCGCACUUCUUCAAGUACAUGUGCCAGCUCGAGUUACCACUGUACGAGGAAGAAUACGUCCACUUCCGGGACGUGCUGCUCGCCAUGACGCGCGAGAUGGUCAAACUCAACGCCGGCACCAUCUCCGACAUGCCUCCAGACCAAGACCCGAGCAACUCGGGCGUGCCUGGGGCCAAGCGCCGCAUCGAGUUCACGGCGCACCAAUACUUCGGCGCGCGCCGCAUCCAGCGCCAAGUGGCCGAGUGGCUGCGCAUCAAGCGGCAGCUCGAGAAGAAGUACAUGGAGGAGUACAAGAACAAGAUCAAGAAGCCCAGCGGCCGCCCCAAGAAGCAGCGCGACGCGCGCGUUUUCACCAUAGGAUAG
This is a messenger RNA of Phytophthora sojae, 5151 nucleotides long. RefSeq lists its product as hypothetical. The record is from RefSeq and is a predicted model, not a curated record. Gene Ontology annotation, molecular function: voltage-gated sodium channel activity; voltage-gated calcium channel activity. Bases 1 to 5151 code for a protein of 1716 amino acids. Gene Ontology annotation, cellular component: plasma membrane; voltage-gated sodium channel complex; voltage-gated calcium channel complex. Gene Ontology annotation, biological process: calcium ion transmembrane transport. The transcript is spliced from 8 exons. Lineage: Eukaryota; Oomycota; Peronosporomycetes; Peronosporales; Peronosporaceae.